AUGCCUCUGAAUACUUCCGUGGCAAUGAUUCGGAUGCGUCUUGCCAUCCUUUUCCUUUCCAUCACCUGGCUGGUCCUUGCCAGUCUCAGUUCAGCCACUGUACGCUUUGCGGUCGUCCUGCGAGACUGCGCAAGAUCUGACCUCGUCACCUCGAGCGACUCUAUUUUGGACAUCGCAUUCCAAAACCUCAUGUAUAACGUCGUUGAGGCCAUGGUGAUUGUGGCCCUGAUCUCAGCCCUGAUAUUCAUUCUUCGGGUUUGCCCUUGUGAUCUACCCGAAUUCGUUACAAGAGAAAUGUACCGCUAG
Messenger RNA from Penicillium soppii, 306 nucleotides. RefSeq lists its product as uncharacterized. The transcript has a single exon. NCBI's taxonomy places the organism in Eukaryota, Fungi, Ascomycota, Eurotiomycetes, Eurotiales, Aspergillaceae. The record is from RefSeq and is a predicted model, not a curated record. Bases 1 to 306 code for a protein of 101 amino acids.